Messenger RNA from Spinacia oleracea (spinach), 1736 nucleotides. Its product is annotated as armadillo repeat-containing protein LFR. The coding region runs from base 70 to 1455 and encodes 461 amino acids. Gene Ontology annotation, molecular function: nucleosome binding. Gene Ontology annotation, cellular component: nucleoplasm; SWI/SNF complex; brahma complex. Lineage: Eukaryota; Viridiplantae; Streptophyta; Magnoliopsida; Caryophyllales; Amaranthaceae. Gene Ontology annotation, biological process: chromatin remodeling; positive regulation of DNA-templated transcription; regulation of transcription by RNA polymerase II. The transcript is spliced from 8 exons. The record is from RefSeq and is a predicted model, not a curated record.
AAACCACUAGUGCCAAAUUAAACCUGCCCUUGGUGUUGUUGAACAAAACCAAAAAUUGGAAAAAAAGAAAUGCAAAAGAGAGAACAGGUGAAGCAAGGAGGGUCCGGAGGUGGUGGAGCCUCCACUCCGGCGCCGAAGAGGGGACGUCCGCUCGGGAGUGGAACUAACAGCGCUGCCGUCGCCGCUGUUGCUGCCGCCGCCGAUUCUGCUGCACCUCACACUCUUCUGGGCCCUACCCUUCAGGUCCACAGCGCCUUUGCUGAUCAAAACCAGAAAAGGCUUGUUUUGGCUCUGCAGAGUGGCUUAAAGAGUGAUCUGACAUGGGCACUAAAUACUCUGACUGUACUCUCUUUCAAAGAAAAGGAUGAAAUUCGCAAAGAUGCUAUCCCACUUGCUAAGAUACCUGGAUUGUUGGAUGCUCUUCUUCAAAUUAUUGAUGACUGGCGUGACAUAGCUUUACCUAAGGAUAUUUCCAGAAAUCGGCGGGUGAGGUUGUUGGGGGCAAAUGCUCUUGUAACAGGUUUUGGAAGUGAAUAUGAGGCUUUGGCUUCCAGUGACAAUUACUCGCAAUCCAUUGUUCCGUCUGGUUCUUCUGGUAUAGAUUCAUCACAAAAGAAUGCAGCAAGGCGACCUACUGGUUGGUGGUUUGAGGAAGAUGGUUUAUUCAAUCUAGAUGAUGAUGGACGUGCAGAAAAGCAGCUGUGUGGUGUUGCUGCAUCUAAUAUCCUCCGAAACUUCUCAUUCAUGUAUGAAAAUGAAAUCAUCAUGGCUCAGCACCGUCAUUGUUUGGAAACUGUAUUCCAGUGUAUAGAAGAUCAAAACACGGAAGAUGAAGAACUUGUGACAAAUGCCCUCGAGACAAUAGUGAAUUUGGGCCCGUACCUUGAUCUAAGAAUAUUCAGCUCAUCAAAGCCUUCAUAUAUUAACAUGACAGAAAAGCGUGCAGUUCAAGCUAUCAUGGGCAUGCUUGAAUCUCAGGUUAAAGCGUGGCAUUGUGCGGCCGCAGAACUGCUUGGCCGUUUGAUCAUAAAUCCUGAUAAUGAAACGUUUCUUCUUCCAUUUGCUACUCAGAUUUACAAGCGAUUAGUUAAUAUACUAAGCUUACCAGCUGUUGAUGCACAGGCAGCGGCUGUGGGGGCACUGUAUAAUCUUGUGGAAGUUAAUAUGGACUGCAGGUUAAAGCUGGCAAGUGAACGAUGGGCGAUAGAUCGACUGUUGAAAGUUGUCAAAGCACCACAUCCUGUUCCAGAAAUCUGUCGAAAAGCUGCUACUAUUUUAGAGAGCCUAGUUUCUGAACCACAAAACAGAGUUCCCCUCCUUGCAUAUGAGAACGCAUUUGCUGAGAUACUCUUCUCGGAAAGUAAGCAUGCUGAUACUUUUGCAAGAAUUCUGUAUGAAUUGACAUCUCGGCCAAACAACAAACAAGGAUCGGCACGUGGGGUAUGGGGCCUGUAGUAACUAGCCUGAUUUCUGGUUAUUACUAUUACUAUCAUCUUUGGUUGUAAUCCAUACCCUGCACAAAGCUUUCUGUUUCGUCUGGUAUUCAUGAAUCCUGUCACUGUAAUCGUUAUUUAUGAAUUAUGUAUCAAUGUAUGUCCAAAUAUUAGUUUUCUAGCCUGAAUUCAGAGGGCUCUUGUCAUGACAUUUUUUUGUUGCGUAUGGGCUUCCAUACAUUGUUUAUGAAAGGGUGUACACUGUACUAAACCCCUCCUUAAAAUUAGUGUAUCGUUAUUCGA